Molecule: messenger RNA, 1341 nt
Organism: Cicer arietinum (chickpea)
Lineage: Eukaryota; Viridiplantae; Streptophyta; Magnoliopsida; Fabales; Fabaceae
Source: RefSeq, a predicted model, not a curated record
AGGCAUCCUUAAUAUGUCUCUGUUAUUGCAGUGUCCCAAACUGUCAGAUAACAGAGUUACACUGUCAAUCCAAAUUUAUUGCUCUGCACCUUAUCACGCCCACAUUUAACUACUUCAUCUCUAUAUUCUCACAUUCAUUUUAAACUCUUUCAAAUUUCAAUUCUAUCCUCUUCUAUGGCCUCAGCAACAUCCAAACCAGAGAAAAAACUUGCAGAAUUUCUAAAAGAGCAACAAGAACCUUUCAUCUUAGAGCUUUACUUAUUAGAAAGAUCACCCUGCUCCAAAAAAUGUAGUUCAACUAUUAGUUUGGAAACACCUGCAACUUCUUGCUUUAACAAAAACAGAAAACCUCUCUUUUCAUUUUUCAAAGUCUUAACAUCUAUACAUAAGAAGAAGCUUGGUUUUCACACUGCAAUCAAGGACUCCAACACUACAAAUACAUAUAAACAUGCCAACGUUGGUGUCACAGUCACUCGUGAAGUUCAAAAUGUAGUUGAUCAAACAGAUGUGGUGGAAACAGAACGUUUCUCAACUGCUAGCAGCUCCACCAUGUUCAAUUCAUGCUCAGAUAUUGAUGAUGAAGAAGAAAACAGAACCUCAUUUUCAUCAUAUAAACAUAAUAAUCCUUUGUUUUCUUCAGACACGUGUCAAGCUUCCAGUGUCAGCAACUUAAGAAUCCAGAGCCAGCUGCACAAUACCAACAACAGAAAGCAUCGCAAGAGAUGUAUAGAAGUGUGUGUGACACAUGAAACAUUGAAUAAGGAUGUUUGUGUUUGCGGUUUGCUAGUACCUAAGAAAAUCACUGAGGAUUCUGUAUUAUCAGCUGCUCUAUGGAGUUCACUUAUUCAUACAACAAAGAAAGAUCAGAACUGUGCUAAGAAGGAACUUAAAGAGAUUUUUGGGUAUGAUGUUUCUCAUGUUAUGAAGUCUAAAAGGGUGUUGCACAAGACAAAGAGGAUGCUAUUUGAUUAUGUGAGAGAACUCACUGCAAGUGUUCUGAGAAAAGAUUGCAAGCAAUUCAUGGGACCUGAAAAGUUGGGGAAGAUAAUAUGGGAGAAGAGUCAACGAAGUGGAAAUGGGACAAAUAUAAUCAACUUGUUGAAUUUGGAUUACUUGGAUUCAAUUAAUGAAUGGAGUGAAUUCAAGACACAGGUGAAAGAUGUUGGUGUUGAGAUUGCUGAUGCAAUUUUUGAAUGUGUGAUGAACGAUGUAAUUGUAUUGUAAGAUAUGAUGGAAAUUUGUUACCAACCCAUAUAACAAACUUAAUUUCUCUUGUAAUAUCUCAUGUACAUAAACCAUUCCUUCUUAAAUGAUGUGUUGUUUUGUCUAUUCGAAUUGAAA